AUGACGACAAGUGGCAUCACAUGGAUCUUUUUUUCCUCAGUCUUGGCAGCACCUCCAAAACCUCUUUACAACAUCUCCACUCUCGUUGGAAGCUCUUCCUCUCCUGUGGCCAAUCCAUUUGGAGAUUCCACUCAACUUGACUCGUAUUUUUCAUGUCUGACAUUUCCAAAAAGUUUAUCUUUGAAUUUGAACGCCACUCGAUUGUACGUGACUGCCACCUACGAUCACUUGAUUCGAAAAAUUUCUCGACAUCCUUCAAAUGUCAAUGUGAAUAUUAUUUCCACUAUUGCAGGAACUGGAGAGGAAGGUUUCGAUCCGGAUGGAACGGUUGCUACAUUGGCAAGGUUGAGACGACCUGUUCAUGCUAUUGAGAAUCCUGUGAAUUCCGAUGUGUUUAUUUCCGAUUCGGGAAAUCAUUGUGUGAGAAUGGUGAAUUCUCAGAGUAGUUUGAUUUCAACCGUGGCUGGAACGUGUGGAGUGGAAGGUUAUGGUGGUGAUGGUGGAAUGGCUCUUAAUGCCUUGUUUAAUAAUAGCAUGUAUUUGGUAAUUACUCAAAAUGGAAAAACAUUAUUCAUUUCUGAUACUUUUAAUGGAAGAGUGAGAAGAGUCGAUUUAUCAACAGGAAUGAUCACAACCAUCGCAGGAAACGAUACAGGCAAAACCAUUAAUUGCACCUUAGCUUUUGAUUGUCGUCUCGAUCAACCACAAGGUUUGGCACUCUCCAAAGACGAGUCGAUUUUAUAUGUUGCAGAAAGUGCAGCCAACAAAAUCCGAAUGAUUUCAUUGAAUUCAAAUCCAAUGACCAUCUCGACAUUAACGUUCUCUGGAGGAGGGUUGAAUUUUCCAACACAAAUUGCACUCAAUGGUUCUGAACUGUACAUUUUGGAUCAUAAUGCAAAGGAAGUGAAAAAGUUGAGUUCACCUGGGUUUGUAAAUCUCCAAACAGUUUAUGGAAGUGCCUAUUUUGAACAACCUGGUGGUCUUGCUGUCAAUUCCAAAUUAGGAAGUGUCUAUGUUUCUGACGUGUCGUCCAAUCUUGUAAAGGCAUUUUCAAUUUUGCCUGGAAUUGAACCAUCGAUCAUUGCUGGUAAAUGUCAAAGAACAGCUUUUAUCGGAGAAAAUGUCAAUGGAAGUGAAAUCGUUUUAAAAACACCUUCCGCCCUUGCUUUCAUUUCCAACGAAAUGUACAUUGCUGACACGAAUCAUUACAUCAUUCGAAAAUUACAAAACAAUGGAAAAGUCAUCACAGUGGCUGGAAAUACCAUUCCAGGAGUAUUUAAUACCAGUGAAAUUGUUCCAACAAUGAUGACGAGCAAUUCGGCUCAUCCUCUCGAUGCAAUUUCGUCCAUGGCUCCAAGUGUGAAUGAAAGUACUGGACAAGUUCAUGCACUCUACUUGUCAGAUCGAUCUCAAUCGGUAAUCAUGAAAUGGAACUUGAAAGAUGGAUCACUGAUAGGAGUGGCAGGAUCGAAAGAUAAUUCUCUGUCUUAUGAUGGAGAUGGAGGUUUGGCCAUUCAUGCAAGAGUGAAUCCGAAAAGUCUUUUGGUCGUCCAUUCGAAUUUUUCAAAUACUUCUCCCAAUUCUUCAUUUGAUUCUAAUAAUAGAGAUGGUAUUUACAAGAAUGUCAUUGGAGAAGUCUAUUUUGUGGAUUCUUAUGUAAAUAUUAUUCGAAAAAUUCUGACAAAUGGAACCAUUGUGAGAGUGGCUGGAGUGCCACGAUUGAAUGUGACAUCAAAUUCUGGAGAUGGUGGAUUGGCAUUGAAUGCUUUCAUGUCUCCACAAGCCAUAGCGUUUGAUUUGGAAGGAAAUUUACUUGUGGCCAGUUUGGGAGUGAUUCGAAAGAUUUUUAUUCAAAAUGGAACGAUUGUGAGAGUGGCAGGAAAUGAAACGAUUGGUUUUGGAGGAGAUGAGGGAUCGGCACUGAAUGCACAAUUUUCUUCUCAAAUUUCUUCUCUCUACAUGUCACCUGUUGAUGAUUUAUACAUUUCCGAUUAUGGAAAUGCAAGAAUUCGAAAAAUUUCUGCAAAAACAGGAAUUGUGACCACAGUAGCAGGAAAUGGACAACGUUCCUUUUCACCCAUUGGAGAAUACGAACCUUCAAAUGCUUUAACCCAAUCAGUGUCUCCAUUCUCGAUCAUUGGCGACCCAACAGAUCCAAAUUCUCUUUAUUUGGUUGAACAAGAUUUUGAAAGAAUUCGAAAGAUGACACAAUUUUGUAAAGAUGGAUGGACUGGACCGAAUUGUUCCAUUUUGAAAUUGAAGAAAAUGAAUGCUUGGUUUGAAACCAGCAUGUCCUUUACUGGUUCAACGGUAUCUGUUAGAUUUGCCAUUGAUGAUGAAGAUUUUAAAUAUUACUACGAUUCAGGAAGUGUCACUUUUUCUGUUUUACUUUAUAAGGAAACGUUAACAACAAACCGAAUGAUUGAAAUGGUUUCUUCCAAUCUCACAAAGAAUGAGCCAUUGAAGUGGAAAUUUGUUUCGAAUGGUAAUUAUUCAGCUGAAUUUUCAGUCAAGUUCGAAGGAGCUUUUUUAGGAAGUGUUCAAACUCGAAACAAAUUGCAAAUUGUGAAUUUUGAAGAUUUAAUGUCAGAAAGUACGCUUCGAACCAUUCCUCUAAAAGAAGUUGCAGCUCUUGCUUUAAAUCCAGAAACCUAUUCGAACGCAUCCAACAUGGUGAAUACUCUCUCUGUUCUCACACAAGCUUUGACAAGUAGAUCAGUAAGAAAUGUGUCAGACCUGUCAGAGACAUCCAUCAUUGUCACUGCUUUGGACGUCAUCUCCUCAACCAGAGAAGAUUAUUUAUCGACCUCGGUGAUCAGAAGAAUUUCAUCAUUUUUGACCAAUGUUUCGAGUGAAUUGGUUGCCAGUUCAUCCUUAUUCAUGGACAUGAAAGAUUUGUCCACAAUGGAAAUGACCGCUCAAAACAUUCUUUCAGUCUUUUCAAAUUGUUUUUCAUUUCGAAAUUUCACACCUUCUCUCAUGGAAACCAAUGUCUUGUUUGAACAUUUGAUGAUUGUGGGUUCUUCAACAAGUCUUUCUGAACAUUUAAUUCAGUGGACAAGUGCGUCGUUUCAAAUUCAUGUGAAACGAAAUUUAAAUGCGACCAUUUUUGGAAAUGAAAGAGAGGAAGAAUUACAAAUUCCAAAUCAAGGUGGAAUAAUUUCAACUCCUUUCGAAUUAAGAAAUUGGAAUUCCAACAAUGUGUCUGUAGCUGUCAUGACGUUUGGAAAUUUAGAAAAAGUGAAACGUGUCUAUUCAUGGGAUCGAGAUUCAACGACACAUUGGAUUCAAUUUUCGAAUCAAACCAAUGAGCUACAACAACAAUUGUUGACUUUACUCUCAAAUGCAACUUCCAUGUUAAAUGUUAUUCAACGUGUGAAUUUGAAUUUCCCUUUCGAACUCAAAUACAUCCAAAAUAGGGCAUUUCUUCCUGUUCGUGAUUUGAAAAAUCCAUUAAUAAUCGAAAUUGCAAUUCCAGUGGAAGCCCAGGAUGUAAUGACACAAAUUAUUAAUUCUACAAAUUUUAGAAUUGUUUGUAGAUAUUGGAAUGAAACAUCUUUCACAUGGGAAACGAACGGAUGUGUCACGAAAGUACUGAACACAAGAACUGUCACCUGUCAAUGUAAUCACACCACAACUUUUUCUGCAUUUGUAGAACUCGAUGACACUUCAUUUCUCUAUGAAAGGGAUAUGUCAUUAAUGAUUGCCCAAAUUAUUGUCGGUUCUCUAUUGAUGAUCCUUAUUUCAUUCAUCCUUCUACUUUCCAUCAUGACAUGCAAAAAGAAUCCAAUGAAAAGUCGAUGGAUUCUUCCAUUCUUUUCAUUGAGUUCUUUGAUUAUAGAAUUACUAUUUUCCUAUAUUGUCGCAAAUGCCAUUUUCAUAUCUGGGUAUUUCACAAAGGACUCGGAAACAUUACUUGUCAAUAAUGUUGUCAAAGAAGUUUCGACCAUGAUCUCGACCACUUUUUUUGCAUUGGCAUUUCUCAAUUAUUUUCUUUUAGUGGUGAGAUUUUUACUCUUUAGAUACUUUUAUGAAAUUAUGGAACUGAUUUCAAAGAUUUCCAAUUUAGGUUCUCGGGAUGCCAUUUUAAUGAAUCGAAAUGAAUCUUCUUCUUCCAUGAUCAUGGAAAUGGAUCCAAACGAUGAGAAUAAUUCCCAACCAUCCAUGAAAAAGUUUAGAAUCUUAAAGAGAAUGACAAGUAAGGGAAUGCAAAUGGCUGUGAAUCUCUUCUUAGCCAUUCUGAUUGUUGGAUAUUUUGUGAUUUUUAUUAGUUUAAAUGAAACUGAAAAUAUCACAAGUACAGAGUAUACAAAAAUUAUGGCAGGUUCACUGUUGGGAUUUGUCCUUUUUGUUUCUCUACUUGUUUUGGUGGUGUUUGUUGUGGAUGUCAUUUUUGAGAAGUAUUUCACACAAAUUACCGAUGAAACGAAUUUAAUGCUUUCUAAAAGUGACACGAAACCAAAUUUCAAAAAGCAACUCUCCAUGGAUUCUCUCUUGUUGGAUAUUAAGAAUUAUUUUAGUACCAAUGAUGCAUUAUCCUUUCGAGUGGAAUUCAUUUAUUUCAUGUUGGGAGUUGCGUGUUUUGUGAUUUCGUAUGGACUUGGAUUAUCAAGGAUUAUAGAUCGAACGGUGAGAAAUGUUCAAUCAGAAGAGGGAGUGCAGUUGGCGUUUGAUGUGUUGAAUAUUUUGUUCUUUGCGGCAGCAUUUGGAGGUCAUGCAUCGGUUGUGACAGCUGUCAAAUAUUGGAAGUCAAGAAAAACGAACAGAAACGUCAAUGGUGAGACAACUUCUGAAUCUGGAGCCAAUAAUGGUGAUGAUGGUGUGAGCGAAGAAUUGAAAGAAAUUUUAUCGAACUCCACCUUGUGCAAAAUAUUUGAACAAUAUGCAAAAUUGGAAUUCUCAUUAGAAAAUGUAAUUUUCUGGAAAAAGUUGAAUGGAAUGAAAAAAUUCAUGAAUCAAAUGAACAACAUGACGACAGGAAACGCUUCAGACUGUUCCUUGAAAACAAGCUCUUCAUGGGAAUUAAUUGAAAAGGAAUUUUCACAAUGGAAAUUCGAUCAUUUGGAUGCCAACGCUUCGAUGGAGCUCAACUUUCCUUCUCACAUCCAACACAAAUUCAAUUCUGUCUUUUCUCGUUUACAAAAGAAGGAAUAUUCAGAGACAACUUCCUCUCUCCAAACACAAAUUCAAGAAUUGAUCGAAGAAAUGCAUUCGAAUAUCAUUUUGAAUUUGAGUGAUACCUUUUCAAGAUUCAUGUUCACAGAGAGUUAUCAGAAAAUCAUGACCUCCAUUGAGCUCAAAAAGGAAAUGAAUUCUUCUUUUGAUGAACGUUCGGUAGGAAAUUGCUAG
Messenger RNA from Naegleria fowleri, 5349 nucleotides. RefSeq lists its product as uncharacterized. The transcript has a single exon. The coding region runs from base 1 to 5349 and encodes 1782 amino acids. NCBI's taxonomy places the organism in Eukaryota, Heterolobosea, Eutetramitea, Acrasida, Naegleriidae. The record is from RefSeq and is a predicted model, not a curated record.